Molecule: messenger RNA, 2332 nt
Organism: Lecanosticta acicola
Lineage: Eukaryota; Fungi; Ascomycota; Dothideomycetes; Mycosphaerellales; Mycosphaerellaceae
Source: the annotation of a GenBank genome assembly
AUGGUCCUCGAACGACUUCAGCAGAUGGCUUCCCACGUCACGGGUCAAGCUGCCCAAAUGCACCCUCUCGAUCCACUCUCGCAGGACGAAAUUCAGAAGGCUGUCACCAUUGUCAAGAGAGAACAUCCGAGUGUACACUUCAAUGCGGUAUCAUUGUGGGAGCCACCGAAGGCAGAGCUUCAGAGAUGGCUCUCAUCACCCAAGGCUGUGCCCCGGCCGCAUCGGAUAGCGGACAUUGUUGCAAUUGGACGAGGCAGCAAGGUCUUCGACGGCUUGGUAGACUUGGAUGAGGGCAGAAUUGUCAAGUGGGAGUUCACAGAGGGCGUACAACCAUUGAUCACAAUGGAAGAUCUUCAGAUCGUAGAGACUGUGGUGAGGAAGGAUCCAAAAGUCAUUGAACAAUGUGGCCUUCUGGGCAUUCCACCUCAGGACAUGCAUAAAGUCUACUGCGAUCCCUGGACAAUUGGCUACGACGAGCGAUUUGGUUCGUCCGUUAGGCUACAGCAAGCUCUAAUGUACUACAGACCUCAUGUCGAUGACAGCCAGUACACAUAUCCACUGGAUUUCUGCCCGUAAGUUAUGAACACCAGGAUAUCGUAUCACAGACUGAUUUUAAUAAAACAGAAUUUACGACGCCGACGCGCAAGCGAUUAUCCACAUCGAUGUACCGAAAGUCAGGCGGCCCCUCAACACUGCAGCGCCCAUCAACUACCACGCCGAAGCAAUCGCAAAAGAGACGGGUUUCAGGAAGGAUAUCAAGCCCAUCAACAUCACCCAGCCAGAAGGCGUAUCGUUCUCUGUGGACGGCAGAACACUGAAAUGGCAAAAUUGGAGCGUGCAUGUUGGCUUCAAUUACCGCGAGGGGAUCGUGCUCUCAAACAUCACAUUCAACGACAAGGGCAAUGUUCGGCCCGUGUUUUGGCGCAUGUCGCUGGCUGAGAUGGUCGUACCAUACGGAAACCCUGAGCAUCCUCAUCAACGGAAACACGCAUUUGAUCUCGGAGAAUACGGCGGGGGGUACAUGACAAACUCUCUGGCUUUGGGUUGCGAUUGUAAGGGAGCCAUUCACUACAUGGAUGCUGAAUUCGUGAACCGUGCUGGCCAACCGCAAACCAUCAAGAAUGCGAUUUGCAUUCACGAGGAAGAUGCUGGCAUUCUGUACAAGCACACAGACUUCCGAGACAAUUCCUGCACGGUCACGCGCGCUCGCAAGCUCGUCGUGAGCCAUGUCUUCACGGCUGCCAAUUACGAAUACUGUGUUUACUGGAUCUUCCAUCAAGAUGGCACAAUUCAGUUGGAGAUUAAGCUGACAGGGAUCCUGAACACGUACGCACUUGCUCCAGGCGAAUCUGCCGCUCCAUGGGGUACGGAGGUCUAUCCGGGCGUUAAUGCGCACAAUCACCAGCACUUGUUCUGUCUCCGCGUGGAUCCCAACAUCGAUGGGUCGGAGAAUACGAUCUUCCAAGUCGAUGCAGUUUGCGGUGACGGAGAAGUGGGCAGCAAGGAGAAUUACUAUGGCAAUGCAUUCUACGCGAAGAAGACCAAGCUGGACAGUGAGUGGAUGAAAUUACUUCUAGACAUAUGUCGCAGAUGACUAACACCCUGGGCAGCGAUGAGCACCGGCGUGAGCGACUACCAAGGCUCGACAAGCCGAACCUGGGAGAUGGCGAACACCAACAAGCUCAACGCUUACAGCCAGAAACCGGUGUCGUACAAGCUGGUCAGCAGAGAGGUGCCGAGCUUGCUCCCGAAGGACGGAAGUCUCGUGUGGAAGCGUGCUGGGUUCGCCCGUCACGCUGUCCACGUGACCAGAUGUAAGUGAAUGCAGUCCACUACUACGCACGCAGUAUGCACACGUGCUGAUCGUAGAUGCCCUACUGUGCUACAGAUUCGGACGAUCAAAUCCAUCCAGCUGGUCGCCACGUGCCUCAGACGUCUGGAGAACCGUCGCAGGGUCUUCCGGCCUGGAUUGCCGCUGACCCCAACGGUAGCCUGGACAACACCGAUGUUGUGCUUUGGCAUACCUUUGGCCUGACGCAUUUCCCUUCGCCUGAAGAUUACCCCGUAAUGCCGGCAGAGCCGAUGACCGUAUGAAUCCUCCAUCCGAUUUCGCGUACCAUUUCAUCACACUGAUCAAUCGUAGGUCUUGCUCCGACCGAGGAACUUCUUCACGCAGAACCCGUGCAUGGAUGUUCCUCCUUCGUACUCGAGCACGCCGAGCCAAGUCGCGGCUGGCAAGAGCGGCAUCCGUGGCAUUGUGGAUAAUCUCUCGCGUCUGGCGUUUGGCGGUAAGCAAGAGAAGCCAAGCAGCAACGAUUGCGGAUGCAAUUAA